Messenger RNA from Peromyscus leucopus (white-footed mouse), 957 nucleotides. RefSeq names its product chromosome 6 C1orf189 homolog (gene Cfap141). The coding region runs from base 362 to 685 and encodes 107 amino acids. Lineage: Eukaryota; Metazoa; Chordata; Mammalia; Rodentia; Cricetidae. The transcript has 2 exons. The record is from RefSeq and is a predicted model, not a curated record.
UUUAAUCCCAGCACUCAGAAGGCAGAGUCAGGCAGAACUACGCAGAAACCCUGUCUUGAAAACACAAAACCAAAAAGGUAAUGGUUAGGAACAAUGAACUGGGACCCAGUUCUAAAUGAUGUAGGUGAGACAACUUUGCGUUUCCUUUGGUGUGACUGUAACAGCGGACAGCUCUGCCUCGUCAUGGUAUGAUUCAGUAACAGUACUUACACACUAGACUCCAAGUCAGUUCUGGCUACCCUUUCAAGAACUUUGCAGUCUUCUGACAGUGGCAGAGGUUCUGGUCACAAAGGAACUACAUUAGUAAGGAUUUGUCUCUACUCCUCUCCCCCACUUAAUCCCCACCCUAAACCUGGAACAGAUGGCGGAAUUCACAUACUCACUGUAUGUGGCAGAUGACAUUGAGCCAACGGAGAAACCUGUAUGCUACCCUAAGGAUGCAGGAUGCUAUGGAACAGGAGUUAGCACUGUCCAACAGACAGCUGCUGAUGGUCCAAGGGAACACAGGGAUGGGGAGGCAUCCAGAGACCGAGAAGGAGCGUUAAAGAGCCAGCGCCACACACUUCACUGCCUUCCCUACCAGGUCCGUCAAGCUGCCUUACAUGAGCUGUUUGAGAAGGAAUAUCAACAGUACCAGCAGGAACUCAGUCGGAUGGGCAAAGCUUUUUAUGAGGAGAGACUCUGAGGCUGCCCAAACACUGCUCUUCCCUCAUGCCUGCCAACCCAGCCUCUAGUCUCUACCGGAGGCUUCCCAAAACAAACCUGGACCUGGGACUUAAGACCACCCCUUUUUCACGGUCAAGUCAACCCAAAUGUCGCCUCGGGGAAAACAAGAGUGACGCCUUGUGGUUAGCGUGGGAUAUGCAGUGUCGGAAGGGGAGAGGAUGUACAAUGUCUGGUUUAAAAAAGUUGUGAUUUGGUUUAAAAAUAAAGCAAACUCUUAAAUAUUUAGAUUUA